Molecule: messenger RNA, 9009 nt
Organism: Podarcis lilfordi (Lilford's wall lizard)
Lineage: Eukaryota; Metazoa; Chordata; Lepidosauria; Squamata; Lacertidae
Source: the annotation of a GenBank genome assembly
GGGCGAAGCAUAUGGAAGCGAACCCGGAAGGGCAACAAAAAAUUCAAUUAGGUGUAUGUGACUCUAUAUCUUUCUCUAUGUUUACGCCGCCUGCAGCUUUGCCGCCUUUGCCCCUCAGACCAAUCCUGGACAGGCGAACCUGACCAGCCCGUCGCAAUAGGCUUUAAACGGGCACUUCCCUCAGCCAAUGCCCGUUCGAUGUGCCUCAGUGGGCGGUGACGGCCGCCUUCUCUCACCAAUCCCGGGCGUGCACCUCUGACAGGCUUAGCCAACGGCCCAUAAACGGACAAGCUCUCCCCGCCCUUCCUCUCUCUCCCUCAGCCAAUGCCUGCUCGGAGGGCGGGGCCUGGGCGGGUGGCGUCCGUUACAAACCAGCGUGAGGUAAAAAACCGUUAAACGGUCAUGGCGUCGCCUGAGGCCCAAGCCGGGGCCUCCCGGCCUCUCCCUCCCCGCGCCCCCGGCUCCCCCGUUUUCCUCACGGUGGAGAUGCAGGCGGGCGGGGAGCCGCUGCGGGUGGUUCCUCCGGGCGGCCUGGGGCCCUUGGAGCCCCCCCGGGACCUUCCCCUGCUGGCCCGCCGCCGCCUCCUCCUGGAGCUCCCGGAGCUGGACGCGGCCCGGCGGCUGCUGAUGCACGAGCCCCGCGGGCACCGCGACAUGUACGGGGCGGCGCUGGUGCCCAGCGAGCUGCCGGGCGCCGCCUUCGGGGCUCUCUUCGUGCACAACGAGGGCGGCAGCGCCAUGUGCGGCCACGCCGUCCUCUGCCUCGCCCGCUUCGCCCUCGACUACGGGCUCUGCCCGCCGCCUCCGGGACCCGACCAGGCCGCCGCCGUCGUCAUCCACUGCCCCUGCGGGCCCGUCACCGCCUUCGCCACCUGGGACGGCCAGCGCAGCGGCAGCCGAGUCCGCUUCCACAGCGUCGCCGCCUUCGCCGCCGCCACCGGUAGGGGGCAGCGUCGCCGCCUGGACUGUCCCGUCUUUCCAUGUCAAACGCUGCGUCCUGUAUGGACGCGCUUUUGUCCUGUGUUUCAGGGCAUCUCCCUCUGCCAAGUUAGGUGAAAUAUACUCGGAGUCGAGAGUGGAUUUCAUGCUCUUUAUUCAGCUCAUAGUGGUGAGGAGGAAUGGGAGUUCCCCCAGAAUGACUUACAUACAGUGGUGCCUCGCAAGACGAAAUUAAUCCGUUCCGUGACUCUCUUCGUCUUGCGGUUUUUUCGUCUUGCGAAGCACGGCUAUUAGCGGCUUAGCGGCUAUUAACGGCUUAGCGGCUUUAAGAAAAAGGAAACAAACUCGUAAGAACUCGCAAGACGUUUCGUCUUGCAAAGCAAGCCCAUAGGGAAAUUCGUCUUGCGGAACGACUCAAAAAAUGGAAAACUCUUUCGUCUAGCAAGUUUUUCGUCUUGCGAGACAUUUGUCUUGUGGGGCACCGCUGUACAUACAUUAUUUACACAAUGGGCCCCACGUGAUUGGCUAAUUCCGGGAUUCUCCUAUAGGCCAAUCAGGUUGCGGAUUCCCUUCCGCCUGGAGCUGGAUUGGUGGGUCCUGUGGACCAAUCAGACUGCUGCCUUUUGGAUCCUAUUCAACUCAGUACAUAACAUUAGGGGUCCUCUCCAAAGGCAUGUGUGUGAAACAUAGAAUCAUAGGAUCUUAUGAACUGGAAGGGACCCCCAGGGGCAGUGCCAGAUUUACUUACAAGCUAAACAAGCUACAGCUUAGGGCCCCACUCUCUUGGGGGCCCCCAAAAAAUUUAAAGGGGGGAAAAAACUGGAUGUACAUUUCCAAAAUAUAAGAUAAAAAACAAAUAAAAUAAAACCUACAUACAAGAACAGUGGCAAAUACCUAUUAGGUCCAUAAAUUACCAUAUAGCAUAUAUUCAACAUAUAUUGUAGGUCGAUCAAAUGUCUUGGCCAUUUGUUCUGUCAUAUUUAUUGGCUACUAGGUACAUCUGCAUUGGCCGCAUUUUCACAUAACCAAACCAAACUAUGGUUUAGUGCAAACACACUGGCUCACUUUUCCCCUCCUCAGUCGUUGGGAUCUUGGUUAAACUCUCUCCUUAAGGUUUGUUCUUGGCUACAGAUCAUGGUUAGGAAGAGAAAGCUUAUCCACAAUCCUGGGUUUGGGCAACAUGCUAAGCCAAACCUUGAUUUGCACUGCACUGAGUUACAGGACCUGACGAGAAGCAAAGUGGGUGUGAGAUCAUCUCUGGGAGCCACCAUUAUCAUGUAGUUCCAGAAAGCCAUUGUGUGGCUUUCCUUGAUUUGCAAGGCAGGUCAUUUUCUCAUUCCACUGUUACAGGUACAUCAUGCUCUACUUUCUACCUAAAGUGGGCUUCCUCUCUGUUUCCAUACAUAAUUGCCUUGCUGUGGUUUCAGGUAUAUUUUGUUCACUAGUGCUAUUUGUUUUAUUUAUUUAUUUAUUUAAUUUAUAGCCCACCCUCUGUGCCAAAGGAGCCCUGGGUGGUAUGAAGCACUUAACUACUUUUUUUAUCAAACUGAGUGGAGAUGGAGAUCCAGUAUCAUUUUCUUCUUGCAGGAAGCAGCAAGUUAAUUGCACAAUUCAUAAAAUAACAAACUUAGUUGGUCUCUCAGGUGCUACUGGAAGGAAUUUUUGUUUGUUUGUUUCGACUACGGAAGUCCCCACACGGCUACCUACCUGUAACAUAAAAUGACAAUUAGCUUUAGUUUAAUGGGAUCCUCUUUUUUUUUUAACCACAUUUUCUCCUUAAUUCUGACUGCACAAUCCCAUAACUGAUAGGAGAAAUUUAGAAUGAACUUCUUAUUUAGUUCCCAGGUGUGGGAAGAAUCUAAAUGAAGUCAUGAAUUCUCUCAUGGUCUGAAUAGUUCCGCAGUAGCAAAUGACUUGCCUCCACUUAAGACUUCAAAUAAAAGUUUGGUUUCCCCAAGGAAUCUUGAAAGUUAUAGUUCUGUGAAGGCGGGUGUGGGCAAGAACCUCUAAUAUAAUUCUUGGUAUCCUCUCUAAAGUUAAAAUUCCCAGGAUCCUUUUUGGGAAACCACAAUAGUUCAAUUUUAACUGAUAACAAGGCUCAUAAAUGUGUAGAUUUGCACAAAAAGUAGGUGUCAGGUCAGGUAUGUAGGAAUAUGCUUUUUAUUAUUCUGACCCUGCAUGCUAGAUAAUCAACAAAUAUGACUAACCUUCUUUUCUGCUAUUCCCCAGGCUCUAACUUUGCAUCUUGGAAAGAACACCUAUCUGCACGACACUUCCUUUCAUGAAUGUUCUAGUGAGCUGUACGUUUUGUUGUCUGAGACGCUAAGUUGGCAGUUUAUUUUUAAAAAUAAAUAACAAGCCCCUAUUUGCCCAGUGCAUGCUCAGUGAAAUCAUGCUCUGUAGUCAUGCAGUGUUGAUCAUUGGUUGGAAAAGAAAAGGGAGAGGAAUGAAAUGGACUUUGCUAAAGAAGAGAGUAACUGGCUGGAACCUUGAACAGGAACUCUCCUGGUAGGAGGCAAGGAUAUAUUGGGCCAGAUUCAACUAAAUAGUCGUGCUACUGGGAACCAGCACAAGUCAUCUCAGCACAACAGGGCUUCCCCCUGAUCUUCUGCAUGCCCUCUGUCUCCCCAUCAGCUCUUGCGGGUAGGGAGAACCCCAGAACAACACGUGGGGGGGCGGGGGGGAGAUCAUUCCAUAUAGCAAGCAAUGCUUGCACAGACAGAACAAUUGUUAUAGCACAAUGUUUGUUCCACUUGUUUCAAAUAAUAGUAUUUAAGUUACUGGGGGAUCCUAAUUGUUUCUGUGUCUGUUGUGCUGCCUGAAAAAGAAGUCUAUGUUAAUUUGCAGGAUGGUAAAAAUGUUCUGAUGACUGGUGCUCAAUUAAUUACUCUUAAGGAGCAGACCUAACUAUAGGAAGCCAAACUUUAAACUGGUUUAAACUAAACUGGCAUAAAUCACUCCUGUUCCAAGCUGUUCAGUAACAAGGCUACUAACUGCCUGAAUUGGCCUAAGCCUGGUAGAGGAAAGACAAACCUUUAUAGAGAUUGACUUAUUCCACCGUUUUUCCAGUGUAAAUUCUGCUGGUUGCCAGAUUAGGAUACAGUCCCCCUGAUAUAAGUCCCCCGGUUCAGUCUCUCCCCCAGAACACCCAUUCUUCAGGGUUUUUGCUGCCAUAGGUCUCAGCCAGCUAUGCUGUCCUGAGGGAGUUAUGCUGGCAUCUCUCAGGAUGAGCUGGAAUGUGCUUAUGCCAGCAUAGGCUGGUGGACCCAGAUACCUCGCUCAUCCCAGCAGAUCUGGGGUUUGCAUUGCUCCCUUAGUCUUUAGUUACCAGACUGCUUUUCAGCAUUCUUAACUGAUACUACUGUCACCAUAAUAGGUAGAUAGGCACUAUUGUUUGGGGUGAGCGGAUGUCAGAACAGAUUACAGAGGGGAAACGUGAAUUAUUUGCAGUAAUGCCUUGUCCUUUUCUUGAUUAUUAGAUUUAACCGUUGAUGUUCCUGGCUAUGGAAAAGUAGUUGUGGAUGUUGGAUAUGGUGGCACUUUCUAUGCAUUUGUCAGUGCUGAUCGAUUGGGACUUGAUCUUUCUUCUUCAAGGAUUAGGGAUCUAGUAGAUGCAGCAUCUGCAGUAACUGAAGCAGUAAAGGCUCAGGUAUAGUCAGAUUUUUCUGUAUUGUACAAUAUAACUAAAUUAUUUAUAUACUUUUAAAUAAAUCUAUGAGUUAAAUGUCUUUAAAUUACUAAUCUACUUGUUCAUAUAUUGCCUAUAUUAGUUAUUUGUAACAUAAAACAAAAGAAAACCAGUGUUGUUAUGCCUCUUCAAGUUCACUUGGAAGCAAGUCUUCCUUGCCAUAGAUUACUAAGUUACUGUUUCCAAGCCUGAUUGGCAGACUGCAUAAUAUUGUGAAUGAGGUUUCUCUCUUCCAAAUGGAGCUGAUGCAAAUCAUGCAUUGAUUGUUAAAAAUAUCAAAGUCCUGUUUUUUUGUGGGCAGCCAAUCUUUUUCCAUAAUCCUUUCAAUAUAACGUAUACAUUAUUUUGUUAGACAGAAAUCACUUUGACUAGCUUUGUCUUAGAAACAGAUUUAUGCAGUCUUGUCCACUCUUAAGUGUCUAAAAGUCGUUUGCUGUUCAUAUAGUGAGAUGCUUUGGAGCAGUUGGGAGUGGGAACUGGGGUGCUCAGUGCUAGGAAGAAGGUGCGGGGGCGGGGUGAAAUCCAAGAAAAGUCUCCAGCAGAAACUGAACUGUGAUAUCCUCAAUGAUAAUUCCAUGGAAGCUGCUGUUUUCUCAUUGGGAGGUUACUGAAAAUAAGUGCAGCAGCCUUCUAACAUCUGUACAAACUUGGCCUCAAGGCAUAUUGUAAGGACCUGGACCAGGGGUAGCCAACAUGGCACCCUUUAGAUGUUUUGGACUGCAAUUAUGAUCAUUGUUGACCAUUGGCUUUGCUAGCUAGGAGCAAUGGGAUCCAGAUGGUCUUUAAGCACGUGGUUCCAGUACUACAAAGAGACUGUCAAUUCCUUCUCCUGAGCUAUACAUCCUCUUAAUAGUAAUAAUACUAGAUGUGCACAUAGUCUGUGAGGUCCUUAUUAUUAUUGCUACUUUGUUGCAUUUAUCUGAUGCCAUUUUCUGUUUUCGUCUUCUAGUUCAAAGUUCACCAUCCUGAGAUUGAAGACACGGCUUUCAUUUAUGGGACUAUCCUGACAGAUGGGAAAGAUUCAUUUAGCGAUGAACCAACAAGCAACAUAUGUGUGUUUGCAGAUGCACAGGUAGAGAAUACUGUGCAAGAGAAGUUCCACCUUGCCCCUUUUCAUCACAGGGGUUCCCAAUUUAUAUUUGUAGUAGAGAAAAGGAAAAGGCAGCAUAUCUGUAGGAUGCUCAAUUCUGCAUUCCUUGCUCUAUACAGCUCUUAAAUUCUGAGACACACUAGGAGCUGUAUAGAGCUAGGAACAUAGAACUGAGUAACAAAGUCCAAGAUCUGAUUGACAAAUUAAGUGAAUCGAGAAAGAAACAAAAUAUUUCCCGGCCUGACAAAUUGACCCAAAUGAUGCUUAAUGGGGAAAUGUAUCUACCAUCUUGGCCAGGAAAAAAAGAAAGACUUGGCUUCUGUUGUGGAGCUAGGCAACUUCCAACUUUUUGCACCAGGUCAGUGAGGAACCCCUCCUUUUUAAAAUUCUCCCAUAUAUACAGAACUCCCCGUGUGCCUUUUGGACUGUAUCUGUAGGUUUCCCCUCUGUGUCAAAUAAUGGGUCAGAUAGGUGUUGUUUACUUUUUAUAGUACAUGGAAGAUUGAUCUCCCUCAGGAGGUUCUGCACUCUUCCAGGGAGGUUUCUAAGCAGAGGUUGGAUGGCCACCUGUCAUGGAUGCUUUAGCUGAGUUUCCUUCAUUGCAGGGGGUUGGACUAGAAAGAUGACCCUUGGGGUUCCUUUCAGCUCCAUUAUUCUAUGUUUUUCUGCUUCAACAAUAUUUCAUUAUGUUCCUAUCAUUCUAUGUAAUUGUACAAACAAAAUAUUUAAAUAGCUACCUUUCUACCAAUAGGACGGGGAGGGGGCAUGGGCAUAGCCAGGAUUUUUGUUAGGGGGGCAGGUUUUUGUUGGGGGGGGGGGCAGAACCUCAGAUUUGUAUGGAUUUUUAAUUAUUGAGGGAGGGCAAUUGUCCCCGGCUCCCCCUUGGCUACGCCUAUGGGGAGAGACAGGAAAGAAAGUCAGAAGGGGGCCACAGUCAGAAAAAGGUUGGGAAAAUUUGUUCUAGGUAGCUUUUAAGUUUCUGGGUGCACAUGGCCACUUUCUCUCUUUAAUAUUGAAUAGCAUAAUUCAGGGAUAUAAUUCAGGCACCUUUUAAAAAAGUAAAAGUCAUUAAUUACAUUUGUUGCAUUUCUGAAUGAUGCAGCUAAAAGACGUCUGCUUUUCUCCAAACCAGGUUGACCGAAGUCCUACCGGGUCGGGUGUGACAGCUCGCAUUGCUCUACAAUACCAUAAAGGACUCAUUCAGCUGAACCAGACCAGGACCUUCAGAAGCAGUACAACUGGUUCCCUGUUCACUGGAAAAGCAAUAAAGGCAAGCUCCAAACAUUUAUCUUUGGUAAUUUAGAAAAAUAAAAAGUAUGUGAUGGAGUGGUGGCUUUGCUAUCCCUGGGUCUUGUUUAGUCGGAUAGCUUGAAUUCUUCCAACAUUCACAGCAGGGUUACUUCAAUUGUGGAUCAAAUGCUCUCAGCAAGCCAAGAAAAACUGAUCUUGUUAUAAGAUCAUGAUGCCAUUAUAUUAAUUAGGACCAAAUGAUUAAUGGUUUUCAUUUAUUUUUGUAAAUUGUCUCACUUUUGCUUAAAACAUAAUGUAAACAAUUUAAGCCUUAAAUACUGGCUUUAUAUUCUGUUCUGUUCUUUCAUUGUCACUUUAGUUUAGAUGUAUACAUCAUCACAUGUAUUCAGAUGCUGCCUACAAAAGUUUGUGCUGUAAGUAAACCAGUGUAUUUUUCCUAAUUAAUCUGAAGCAUUUUCUUUUGACCCAGGAAACCAAAUGUGGUGACCACAAUGCUGUUAUUGUAGAAGUCUCUGGAGAAUCCUUUUAUACUGGAAUGUCAACCUUCACUUUUGAGGAGGAGGACCCACUGAAAUACGGUUUCUUUCUUAAGUGACUGUGCUACUAUACUGCUUCCAAUAACCCUGUUUACUUUGAUAUGUGUAUUUUGCUUUCUUUUAAUUGCUGGAAUUACCCUCUAUCUUACUGGUGAUUAAGGCUCUCAUUCAGUUUCACCAAAGUGGUUCUGAAGCUCCUUGUCUGUAUAUAAAAUGUAAUAGGAGAUAGUGUGGCACUGUGUCUUAAGACUGAACUGUGAAGUAGCAGGUUCAUUUGAUCGCCUUAGGUAGGCCCUACUAAGUCUACACCCUCCCCAUCUUCAGUAGGGAGAUAAUAAUACUGACAUGCUUUACAAAGUUGUUGUAAAGAUUACCAAUAUACAUAUAUAAAUGCUUGUUCCUGUUACUAGCAGUAGGCUGGUCAAGAUUGAUAAGCAGGAAAGGGAUGGCGGUUUCUUCCCCUUUCUUCAACCCCACAGGCUCAUUCACCUGGUCUGGUUUGAUAAAGAAUAAAAUGAAAGCUCAUUUAUGUGGGAGAUUCUCUUGGGGGGCGGGCGGUGUUGAACAUGUCUUUGCCAUUAGCCUCCAACCCUUGAGAUCAGAGUUUGGGCAUACCUGUAUAACACCACAAGUUUGUCUGGGUAGUGUUGCACCUUCUUGACCAAAUACUCUGAUUAUCCUUGAAACACCUACAUGCCCCCCUCCUUUCUGCCUGGCACUUUCAAUUUCAACUUGCGUGACUUUGUAAAAGCAUGUCAAACUAGUUAAAAACAGCAACUUAGAAGACCUCUGAAGGCUUCAAAACUGUUCCGAAGCCAGCCUAUUUUGGCUACCGCAGCUUUGGAGCCAAUCUGCUUCAAAUUCCAAGACAGUUUGAUUUUUUCAAAGGUGAGGUUCCUACCUCUGACUUGUGUCCUGCCUGAGGUGAAUGCAGUACCCUAAUGAACAAGACUGCGAAAUAACCCCUGCAGGGGGCCAUUUUUAUAUUCAAAGUGCUACAGAAUUUGUAUGUUACAUUUCUUAGAGCUUUUUGAUGGCUGUUAUGUCUCUUUAUGCUGUUUUCAUUGCUGAACGUCUUUAACCUUUACUGUAAUGCUGCAGUGCAGGUGCAAAUGUUUGAACGCAAUACUUUAACAUUUCCCUUCUUUGUGUGAAGUUCCUGGGAUAUCAACAGGCACCUGAUUAAAGAAUGUGUUAUAAGUUCUUUAUUUCCUGUAACAGACUCUAGCAAUAAGUCAAGCUCUGGAAUCCUGAUUCUCAAAAGAGGAAGAAGGUAUGACUUCCGCACCACAAGCUUCAUUUAAAAUAUGCUUUAGUUUUAACAUUUAAAUUUAUCAGUAUUUUAGUUAAUAUUUUAUAUUGUCUUAUGUAAAACCACUUAGGGCUUUUUGUUUUUAAGUGGAAUACUAAGCAUGCUGCAGCCCCACCUUGUAAAAUAAAAUUAAAGAAUUAUGUCGUCAUACUAUGCUUUCUAUCUAUAAUAAAAAUUUAAACAUCGCCUCCUU